Molecule: messenger RNA, 2218 nt
Organism: Cladophialophora immunda
Lineage: Eukaryota; Fungi; Ascomycota; Eurotiomycetes; Chaetothyriales; Herpotrichiellaceae
Exons: 2
Coding region: 356-946 (196 amino acids)
Source: RefSeq, a predicted model, not a curated record
UGAUAUAUCUUUACUGCCGACACAAGGAUAGAUAUCUGAAAUCCAUGUGAAAGGUGGCCGUCGAGCUUUCUUGUAGAGCUGUAGUAUACAUACCUGCAAUCACUCGUUUAGUGGUUUGUUGCUCGUGGUUUGUUGCCCGUGGUUUGUUGCUCGUUCAUCUGGUUAUGUCCCAACAGCGGUCGUGGGAUCUUGGCGCCGAGAAUCAUCUGAUGCUGCGCCUGAUGGCCUAUAUCUUUGAGAAUGCCACCGUCCAAACCCAAGCCGAAAAAACCCAGUGCCAUCUUCGUCUAUACCUGCUGUCGGUGCCGGCAGUCCCCGAUCAACAUCCAGAAGCAAAACUGCCCUCACUGUAAUCAUGCGAGAUGCAGCACGUGUCAGUGCAAGAAGGUGGUCCAACCCAAGGGUUAGGGACGAAAUCGAGAUCCGCAAUGAGACGAACAAGUACCCACCUAUACAAGAACCUGCCCCUGCGCGGAAAGGACCAACUGGACAAGACCCGGUGCGUUCCCAAAAUGUCCAGCUGGUCUCUUCCGCGCAGGGGCACGUUCUCGUGCAUGUGAGUGCUUGCGCGAGGAUCGGACAACGCUGCUCCGGAACUGUUGACAACCCAAAGCUCGGUGGAGACCACUUUCUUCCUGGACGCAAGAGUAUGCGCAUGGCGAUAUCAUGCUCGACAGUGUCUCAUUCCCGAACUUCGACUGAACUUUUGGCUCCCAGCACAAGCAUUUUCGGAUUUUCUCCCACAUUACUUCGAGACGUCUUUCCUGUUCACUCUCGGGUCUGCGCGGUCUUUUUCAGCGAGCAAGACGUUGGUGAUUGUUUCGAUUGGGUUGCUUUGGCGUUUGGUGGAAGACGGCCUCGUUCAAAAUUUCGAAUUGGCGUCAACGUUCAGGGCUUUAUCUCUCGCGUCUGCAAUCGUGGGGCCAACUGGUUCUGGCAUGCCUAAAAGGGCGCAUCUUUCAAGCUCGGUCAGUCUGUACAGAGGGUGUUAAGGCCUUUCUCAGCCGUGGUAUUAUCGAUGACAGCAGUCAGUCGACAGUUGGAUCGACAGCCUCGGGAAUUUGGGCGUGGGCUUAAUCCGCCACAAGUUGUCGUCCAUCUUGGUUCAAGGGCCGCACUCUGAGCCGGCUUGGGGAAAUGCGGUUGGGGGAGAUACGCAGCAGGAGGAUUGUACGGGGUGUCAUUUGUGCAUUGUGACUAGAUUGUCAAGACAGAGUGCGAAAAGUUGGAGGCCAAAGAGCCGAUGGAAUUGCAGGUCGAGGAUGGCCGAAAUUGCAUAGGGCAGAAAUCCGGGCGCCUGGGUGGGUGGAGCCACAUCGCCUCGGGCCGUUCGGGUCGCAAAGCAGCUCCCUAGCGGCGUUGAGUGUUAGCUGCAAAUUUGGAUCUGGGUCAUCUGGUCGCAAUGGACAGAGACUCUAUCGUCAACUUCUAAUAAAUUUUCCUUGACAGCGUAUUCAAGCGCCAUGAAAGACAGUCUGAUUUCUUGGCCUCGUUUCCAGAUCUUCAAGUGGGCAACCUCUAACCUUCACAUUCUUCACAAGAACAACGAAAACAUGUCCCACGAGGAACUGGGGCUGCAGCAGUGAGACUCUGCCUGCCAGCGAACUCCGUACAGCCUGUCAAUCUGAUAGCCCCGUCCUAACGCUUUGGGCUUUCCAAAAGCCCACGUUGGGCGCCAGAGGGCAACCGAGAUCUUGCAUGGUUGGCACCAAGCGAUCCUCCAGGUGCGAAGCGCAAGUGCUCGUUGCAUCACCAACCUUUCAUACCUCACCGCCUAGCAUUCAGAUGCCAGCUAAUAGGCUAACUGACGAUUGACUGCUGCAGCCCAAGCGUCCUACCCAGUCGCUCAAGCUAACCUCGUGACAGCCUGGAGCGCGAUCAAAAUGCUCUCGGUGGUAGACGGUUGCCUUUUACCUUGCUAACGUUUUGCUGCGCUGGCAACGUCUCAGGAUAACCUCUCGACGAAGAAACCCUUUCCGGCCUGCUGGCACUCGUUGACAAGCACUGGGCGCCCUGUCGCAACAAGAUGAAGCUGAACUAUGGUCUCUGUUGCUACUUUAGCCCGGCUAGCCGCCUGGGACAGAGGUGGCGCAGCUUUGUAUUGCUAUAGGAAGCUUUGGAAGGAAGACCCUCAGUGCGCUAUCGUCACCCAUUAUGAGAUACGUGCUCUCACACUCCUCACACUGGCGAGAUACCCGUUGGUAUGCGAGCUAUCCUC